This is a messenger RNA of Morchella importuna, 876 nucleotides long. RefSeq lists its product as uncharacterized. The coding region runs from base 1 to 876 and encodes 291 amino acids. The transcript is spliced from 3 exons. NCBI's taxonomy places the organism in Eukaryota, Fungi, Ascomycota, Pezizomycetes, Pezizales, Morchellaceae. The record is from RefSeq and is a predicted model, not a curated record.
AUGAAAAUCUCUCUGUUAAGUAUCGCUGUAUGCAUGCCCGCCCUCGGGUUUGUCGCAGCCAGACCAACCGCCCAGGCACCCGCCCACUCCGGCACCGUGUAUUCGUAUUGGGACUAUAUUAUUUCUGAGCACUCGCACACCCCUAUCACAAAGAGGGAGUCUCGUAUUGUGCCUGUCUCUAAGAACGAAAACGACAAGUUCCUCGACCGCUGGGCUACAAACUUCAACACCCCCGCUCCCGAGCCCGUUGUGGUUCCCCCGACAACUUCCCGAACUAUAGUCGGCACGCUCACCUCCGCCGCCGACGCCCUCUUCGGCUCGUGGGGCAAGGGUGCAAAGGACUCCGAGCCCGGCCCGUACGCCCACCCCCCGACCCGCCAUACCGACAGCAGCGCCGACCGCUACUCCAAGUAUGCUUCUUCCAACAUGGACGAUGACGCACCGCCCAGGUACGAAGAUAUCUUUGAAACAGACAAUAUCAUGGACUGGAGGACUGCUCCGUCUCACCAGAGUGAUGACGAGACUGCCGGCCCGAGUGGGUAUUCGUAUUUCGCGGAUGACAAGGGGGGAAUGAGUGGAUACUCUUCCUCUUCCAGCAAUGACGAUGAGCCUUUCAAUCCCGACGGGGGCUCGGCUACUAACUACUGGUCUGAGCUUUUAGCGCCAGAGAAGGUCGUGGUCAUGCCCGGGAAUCCGUUGACUGCCGAGGGGUUGGCCGAGGAGAUCUGGAGGCAGGCUGAUGCGGGGCACUCCACGGAAGAGACAAAUUAUUGGAACACUGAGCCAGAAGUCAAGCGCUCUGGUUGGCAGAAAUUCCUCGACUGGUGUAAGAAAGCCUGGAAUACCGUCAAGGGCGUGUUCACCAAAAAGGACUAG